AUGGAACGAUUUGGUGGCAGCAAAAUAUACGACAGAUAUGAACAAUUUGCCAUCGCUGGCGAGGACGAUCAAUACAGACUGAACAUCUCUGGUAAGGCUGUGGGCAAUGCAAGAGGUGAUGAGUUGAGUUACCACAACAAUCAGAAAUUCAGCACAUUCGAUCGUGAUAAUGAUGCUUGGAAUAGUGGCAACUGCGCAAGUAAAGAUAAAUAUGCUGGUGGCUGGUGGUACAACAGCUGUGCAGGAUGCAAUUUAAAUGGCAAAUACUAUAAUUCUAUGGAGUUCAAAAAGGAUAACAAAUUUUGGGAUGGCAUCAUCUCGUUGAAAACAGUUAAAAUGCUUAUACGACCCAAGAGCUAUUGA
Messenger RNA from Drosophila montana, 363 nucleotides. Its product is annotated as angiopoietin-related protein 2-like. The record is from RefSeq and is a predicted model, not a curated record. The transcript is spliced from 2 exons. Lineage: Eukaryota; Metazoa; Arthropoda; Insecta; Diptera; Drosophilidae. Bases 1 to 363 code for a protein of 120 amino acids.